ACGUACUCACGUACCUCAAGCGAGACGAGAAGGACGACUCGACACCACCUUGACGAGACCCUGCUUGAGUACAGAACUUGGUGAGGACCCUGGGGAUUGAGCCCCGUACCUGGUGUUGAGUGGUACGGUGUUAGGUAGGCCUAAGACAAUAAAAAGUGACAGAAAGUUUACAAACACCAGUCAAGUGUGUACAGAGAGGCCUAGACUUUAAAUAUAUGGGAUGGGAAAUUCUGAAAGUACGUUGAUGAAUAACAUCCUGACAAGGAGUGCUCUGCUAGACUUCGGAAUACAAUGUGGCUUAUUUGCUAUAGCUGCGGUUCUUAAAACUGAAAAGUUUUACGAUUUAGCUGGAAGUGGCACAUUUAUAUUUUUGGCCCUGCAGAGCUUGAGAUGGGGUGGUCAUUAUUAUCUAAGACAAAAAAUACAGACAGGCCUGGUAGCUGCAUGGGGUUGCAGGCUUGGACUGUACCUGUUCUCAAGAGUCAUGGCUGCUGGCCAAGACCGCAGGUUCAACAAAGUCAGAGACAAUCCAAAGGUGUUUUUCUUCUAUUGGACUGUACAAGCUGUUUGGGUCUUUGCAACUCUCCUUCCAACACUGAUCCUGAAUGCAGAGAGCAAAGACCAAGUGAUUGGCAUUAGAGACUACGUAGGAUGGGGAAUGUGGGUUGUUGGGUUCCUCAUGGAAACUGUGGCGGAUCGUCAGAAGUCUGUUUUCAGGGCAGAUCCAGAGAAUGCAGGAAACUUUAUUACCAGCGGCUUGUGGAGUAUUUGUCGUCACCCUAAUUAUUUUGGAGAGAUUUUGCUGUGGACUGGUCUGUUUAUCUCAUCAUCCUCCGUAAUGAGUGGUCGACAGUACAUUAGCGCACUCUCGCCCAUGUUUGUUUGGUUCUUGCUGUCAAGAGUGUCUGGGGUUCCUAUUCUAGAGCGUCAAGGAAUGCGUAAAUGGGGGAAUGAUCCACGUUACUUGGAAUACGUGAAAAAAGUGCCCGUUUUAUUCCCAUUCUUUGGGGGUAAAUAAGAACAAUUUCGCUGAUUCGCUAAGUAUAAUAUGAAAAAAAACAUUGGCUGAUCUUUCUGUUUGAUUGAUUUGAUUGUAGUGUAAAUGAUUUUAUGUUAAAUUGACCAUUGUAUGUUUCCAUUUUAAACAUAAUGUUUUACUCAAUUCAGACUACAAUGCGAUCAGUGGUAAUUAUGGGAAAUCAAAACUAGUGUAAUCAUGUAUUGUUCACCACCAAUUGCAUUAAUUAGGCAUAUUCCGGCACAAUGCGUCUUGGAGCCAAAGGUCACCAGUGCAAUAAGUAGGUACGCUUUACAAAUAGAAGCAAAAUCCUUACUUUGUGUAGGUUUUUUGCAAUCACAACAGCAACAACCUUUGACAUCAAGACAUAAUAUUACGAUUCAUUGCACCCAAAUAGGGAAUUUUUUAUUGAAAGAU
Anneissia japonica is the source of this 1435-nucleotide messenger RNA. RefSeq lists its product as uncharacterized. Gene Ontology annotation, molecular function: oxidoreductase activity, acting on the CH-CH group of donors. Gene Ontology annotation, biological process: lipid metabolic process. The transcript has 5 exons. The coding region runs from base 221 to 1018 and encodes 265 amino acids. NCBI's taxonomy places the organism in Eukaryota, Metazoa, Echinodermata, Crinoidea, Comatulida, Comatulidae. Gene Ontology annotation, cellular component: membrane. The record is from RefSeq and is a predicted model, not a curated record.